This is a messenger RNA of Pongo pygmaeus (Bornean orangutan), 2080 nucleotides long. RefSeq names its product ARF GTPase 1 (gene ARF1). Bases 339 to 884 code for a protein of 181 amino acids. Lineage: Eukaryota; Metazoa; Chordata; Mammalia; Primates; Hominidae. The transcript has 6 exons. The record is from RefSeq and is a predicted model, not a curated record. Gene Ontology annotation, molecular function: GTP binding; GTPase activity.
GUCAAGGUCACGUAGGUGGUGGGGGCUUGCACCUUCGCCUCCCAGCUCCAUCCAGUUCGUGUUUGCUCUGAGGACGGUACCGGGUCAGGGGUGGUGAGAGCGGGCGGGCAGGUGGACAGGGACCCCGUGCCCUUCCCUGUCUGCUGAACGGAAUGCGUGGACCUUCGGGGGAGCCCAGAGUGCCUCCCUUCACACCAAUGAGACGCGAUUUGGGGUUGAUAUUCUCCUGUGGUUGUUACAAGCUCUCUAAGGCAUAGUUGCACUUACUGCCUUACAGCUGCGCAGCUGCCGCACCGUUCAGGUGUCCCUGGCCAGUGUCCUUCCACCUGUCCACAAGCAUGGGGAACAUCUUCGCCAACCUCUUCAAGGGCCUUUUUGGCAAAAAAGAAAUGCGCAUCCUCAUGGUGGGCUUGGAUGCUGCAGGGAAGACCACGAUCCUGUACAAGCUUAAGCUGGGUGAGAUCGUGACCACCAUUCCCACCAUAGGCUUCAACGUGGAAACUGUGGAGUACAAGAACAUCAGCUUCACUGUGUGGGACGUGGGUGGCCAGGACAAGAUCCGGCCCCUGUGGCGCCACUACUUCCAGAACACACAAGGCCUGAUCUUCGUGGUGGACAGCAAUGACAGAGAGCGCGUGAACGAGGCCCGUGAGGAGCUCAUGAGGAUGCUGGCCGAGGACGAGCUCCGGGAUGCUGUCCUCCUGGUGUUCGCCAACAAGCAGGACCUCCCCAACGCCAUGAAUGCGGCUGAGAUCACAGACAAGCUGGGGCUGCACUCCCUACGCCACAGGAACUGGUACAUUCAGGCCACCUGCGCCACCAGCGGCGACGGGCUCUAUGAAGGACUGGACUGGCUGUCCAAUCAGCUCCGGAACCAGAAGUGAACGCGACCCCCUCCCUCUCACUCCUCUUGCCCUCUGCUUUACUCUCGUGGCAAACGUGCGGCUCGUGGUGUGAGUGCCAGAAGCUGCCUCCGUGGUUUGGUCACCGUGUGCAUCGCACCGUGCUGUAAAUGUGGCAGACGCAGCCUGCGGCCAGGCUUUUUAUUUAAUGUAAAUAGUUUUUGUUUCCAAUGAGGCAGUUUCUGGUACUCCUAUGCAAUAUUACUCAGCUUUUUUUAUUGUAAAAAGAAAAAUCAACUCACUGUUCAGUGCUGAGAGGGGAUGUAGGCCCAUGGGCACCUGGCCUCCAGGAGUCACUGUGUUGGGAGAGCCGGGCACGCCCUUGGCUUUAGAGCUGUGUUGAAAUCCAUUUUGGUGGUUGGUUUUUAACCCAAACUCAGUGCAUUUUUUAAAAUAGUUAAGAAUCCAAGUCGAGAACACUUGAACACACAGAAGGGAGACCCCGCCUACCAUAGAUUUGCAGUUAUGGCCUGGAUGCCAGUCGCCAGCCCAGCUGUUCCUUUCGGGAACAUGAGGUGGUGGUGGCGCAGCAGACCGCGAUCAAUUCUGCAUGGUCACAGUAGAGAUCCCCGCAACUCGCUUGUCCUUGGGUCACCCUGCAUUCCAUAGCCAUGUGCUUGUCCCUGUGCUCCCACGGUUCCCAGGGGCCAGGCUGGGAGCCCACAGCCACCCCAUUCUCCCGCAGGCCGCCCCACCCACCUUCAGGCAGCCUAUGGGACGCAGGGCCCCAUCUGUCCCUCGGUCACCGUGUGGCCAGAGUGGGUCCGUCGUCCCCAACACUCGUGCUCGCUCAGACACUUUGGCAGGAUGUCUGGGGCCUCACCAGCAGGAGCGCGUGCAAGCCGGGCAGGCGGUCCACCUAGACCCACAACCCCUCGGGAGCACCCCACCUCUGUGUGUGAUGUAGCUUUCUCUCCCUCAGCCUGCAAGGGUCCGAUUUGCCAUCGAAAAAGACAACCUCUACUUUUUUCUUUUGUAUUUUGAUAAACACUGAAGAAGCUGGAGCUGUUAAAUUUAUCUUGGGGAAACCUCAGAACUGGUCUAUUUGGUGUCGUGGAACCUCUUACUGCUUUCAAUACACGAUUAGUAAUCAACUGUUUUGUAUACUUGUUUUCAGUUUUCAUUUCGACAAACAAGCACUGUAAUUAUAGCUAUUAGAAUAAAAUCUCUUAACUAUU